CAGUCCCAAUUGGACACGGUCCCAAUUGCACACUGUCCUGAUCGGACACAGACCCUAUUGGACAUGACAGCGGUCCAAUUGAGAAAUACUACUGUGCCCAAUCGUUUAUGUGCGCAAUCGGUCACUUAUAAAUUACACAGACAGUCCUUGUAUGAGCCGGUGCCGUCGUACGGCCUAUUAGGCGCACUCGGCGGAGAAUACGAUCCGUACGACCCAUAUUUUGAUUGUGACACGACUUCUAAGUUAUUUAGUAAUCGAAAAGUGAGUAAAAUAAUGAGCAGUUCCACGACGACCAGCGCUGACCAACGUCCUUCAACAGCACAGACGUGCAGAACCAGCAUAAGCCAGCCUUCCGCGAUCUUCGAUAAAGCCUCUCAUAAAUCGAAGAAAAGGAAGAGUUCUUCCUCCAAGGAUCGUCUUGCGGUCCUCGAAGAAAAAGUAGCUUGUUUGGUCGACACAUUGAAAGUUAAGGAAGUAAAUGAGACUUUUUACUCCUCUCACUCGUUGGCGUCUCCUUCUCGGUUUCGUCAAAAUAAUCGAAAUUUUAGCAAGGAGAGAAUGUCGGAGAUUAUUGAUAGCGAAGACGACUUGGCUUAUGUUAACUCAGCUCGGAGCUCCCAGUAACGUUCUUGCUUGAGCAGCGCCUGCGAGACAGGCCCAGAGAUCCACAUAACUCAGACUUGUUAAAUAACGAGAGCGAGGCAAUUCAUACGUCUUCGCAGGUAACUCCGGUCAUGCUGGCUGAUACGCCCAUGACUUCUGCACACGACGAGGUUAAUGUGGAUGCUCUAAUUAUGGAACUUUUCGGUUUCGAACUCGAAAUUCCGGAAGUACAUGGUGUUCCAUGGAACACCUUGGUAAUGCAAAAAUGACAGGAUCUCACCCGCAUCAGUCUUCCUGUGGAUCAGCGUGAUGCUCUUCAAGAAGUAUUCGCCUUCGGAUGUGGUAGCUUUCCUUAAAGCUCCGAUUUUAAAUCCCGAAUGCAGAUUUGCUUUAAAAAAUAAUUUGAUCGUGAGGAGAGAUGAUUUUAAUUUUAAAGAUUAGAAUUAAGUAGGCGUGGCCCUCUGUGCUUUAGGUGAGGCCAUUUCGGAUUUUUUAAAGCCCAGUAUUCAGCAAAACUUGGAACCGGAAGCUCGAG
Molecule: messenger RNA, 1138 nt
Organism: Monomorium pharaonis (pharaoh ant)
Lineage: Eukaryota; Metazoa; Arthropoda; Insecta; Hymenoptera; Formicidae
Exons: 2
Coding region: 64-624 (186 amino acids)
Source: RefSeq, a predicted model, not a curated record